This is a messenger RNA of Vigna umbellata (rice bean), 2564 nucleotides long. RefSeq names its product Pentatricopeptide repeat (PPR) superfamily protein. Gene Ontology annotation, biological process: RNA modification. Gene Ontology annotation, molecular function: zinc ion binding; protein binding; RNA binding. NCBI's taxonomy places the organism in Eukaryota, Viridiplantae, Streptophyta, Magnoliopsida, Fabales, Fabaceae. The record is from RefSeq and is a predicted model, not a curated record.
GUUGGAGAAAAGCAGGUUAGGGUGUAUUGGGCGUGGUUCUGCGGCUGUGGCGUCCAUCUUUGGUACGGUGUACCUGUCUUCCCUUUCAAUUUGUUGUUUCUCUCAGAUACAGUCAAAGUUGGAAGACCCUUGAGCUCAAAAAGCGAUUUUCAGUAUACUAGGUUCAACCUCAAUUGUGUUUUGAAAUUCAGUUUCAAAUGGAAGAAAAGGGAGUUUUUUUUGCCUACUCAGAUUGAAAAAUGAGCAUCUUCAACCGUAAGUUUACAAUUUAAAUCCAAACGACCACUUUUGUGAGAUGAAGUUUGAACAUGCUACCUCUUUUUUCACCCAAUCUUCAUAUUCUUCAACUAAAAUGCAUUAUCCUCUACUCUUUCCAAAUAAUGAGACAUGCUCACUGUAAUCACGAGGAACAAUCAAAUAAACUGGUUUGGCUUCUAAGGCAGGUUAGAAGAUACUGAGAGCGUGUUACUUUUCUUUGAUCUCUACAAUGAUAUGAAAACGUUGAGAAGGUGUGAGAGAUUUUGUGAUUGUUAUGGAAUCCAGUUUAGGAAAUUGUCAGUUAUUUCUGAGGGCAAACCCAAGCCCUCAAUGGUUGAAAAUGUUGUUCAUAUGGAGCGUGUGUCAAAUUUGCACUAUCUUUUGCAGUUAUGUGCAAAAACAAGAUCAUCCAUGGGAGGAAGAGCAUGCCAUGCUCAGGUUAUUCGUGUUGGCUGGGAAAUUGAUGUAUUAACUUCAAAUAUGCUGAUUAACAUGUACUCUAAAUGUUCUUUAGUUGAUAGUGCACGCAAAAAAUUCAAUGAAAUGACAGUGAAAAGCUUAGUUUCAUGGAAUACCAUGAUUGGAGCACUUACCCAGAAUGCCGAGGAUCAGGAGGAAGCUCUAACUCUUUUAAUUCAAAUGCAAAGAGAAGGAACCCCAUUCAAUGAAUUUACCAUUUCCAGUGUUCUAUGUAAGUGUGCCUUCAAAUGUGCUAUACUUGAGUGCAUGCAGUUGCACGCUUUUUCAAUUAAGGCUGCUAUAGAUUCAAAUUGUUUUGUUGGAACUGCUUUACUCCAUGUUUAUGCUAAGUGCUCUUCAAUAAAAUAUGCAAGUCAGAUAUUUGAUAGUAUGCCUGAAAGGAAUGCUGUUACAUGGAGUUCAAUGAUGGCUGGAUAUGUGCAGAAUGGGUUUCAUGAGGAGACUUUGUUACUUUUUCACAAUGCUCGGUUGAUGGGUUUAGAGCAGGACCCUUUUAUGAUAUCAUCAGCUGUUAGUGCUUGUGCAGGCCUGGCAACUUUGGUUGAAGGGAAGCAACUGCAUGCCAUUUCAAAUAAGUAUGGAUCUGGGUCAAACAUAUACGUUUCUUCCUCCCUUAUAGACAUGUAUGCCAAAUGUGGCUGCAUAAAGGAAGCAUAUCUUGUGUUUCAAGGUGUGAUGGAGGUUUGGAGCAUUGUUUUAUGGAAUGCAAUGAUUUCUGGGUUCGCCAGACAUUCUCAUGCACCCGAGGCUAUGGUCUUAUUCGAAAAAAUGCAGCAAAAGGGCUUCUUUCCUGAUGAUGUGACAUAUGUAGCAGUACUAAAUGCAUGCAGUCAUAUGGGUUUACAUGAAGAAGGACAGAAGUAUUUUGAUCUCAUGGUCAGACAGCACAAACUUUCACCGAGUGUCCUUCACUACUCAUGUAUGGUUGAUAUUCUUGGUCGAGCAGGACUUGUUCACAAGGCUUAUGAAUUGAUAGAAAGAAUGCCAUUUAAUGCAACUUCUUCUAUGUGGGGUUCACUUUUAGCCUCUUGUAGAGUUUAUGGCAAUAUUGAACUUGCUGAGAUUGCAGCCAAGCAUCUCUUUGAAAUGGAGCCUAAUAAUGCAGGAAACCACAUCUUGCUAGCAAAUAUAUACGCAGCUAAUAAAAAGUGGGACGAAGUUGCAAGAGCAAGGAAGCUUCUUCGAGAGAGUGAUCUGAAGAAGGAGAGGGGUACAAGUUGGAUUGAAAUUAAGAAUAAAAUUCAUUCAUUUACUGUUGGUGAGAGAAACCAUCCACUAAUCGAUGAGAUUUAUGCCAAGUUGGAUGAUUUGGUGGUAGAGUUGAAGAAGCUAAAUUACGAGGUGGACACCGAUAAUGACCUCCACGAUGUGGAAGAGAGCAGGAAACAGAUGCUUUUGAGGCACCACAGUGAGAAGCUUGCUAUUACCUUUGGAUUGAUGUGUUUGCCUAGUGGUAUACCAAUUAGGAUUAUAAAAAACCUCAGAAUUUGUGGUGAUUGCCACAUUUUUAUGAAACUUAUGUCCAAGUUUACUAGCAGGGAGAUUAUUGUUCGAGAUACAAACCGUUUUCACCACUUUAGGGAUGGAUUCUGUUCCUGUCGAGAGUUUUGGUGAGGUUCUGAUGUAUAUAUAUAUAUAUUUCAUUUUUUAACUCCAACUAGCACAUUGAUUGACAUAGGGGGCAGGUGUGGUGAUCAAAUGACUUUGGCAAUCUCCUAUCCAUGUUUAAUAUUACAUAGGAACAUUUUUUUUUCUGAUGCAAAUGAUUGAUUUUAGUUUGUCGUAAAGUAUGAAGGAGAUAUAUGUCUUUAAAUCUGCGUUAGGCG